Messenger RNA from Poecilia latipinna (sailfin molly), 1431 nucleotides. It is a transcript of the gene slc7a6os, whose product is annotated as solute carrier family 7 member 6 opposite strand. The coding region runs from base 112 to 1086 and encodes 324 amino acids. Gene Ontology annotation, biological process: developmental process. NCBI's taxonomy places the organism in Eukaryota, Metazoa, Chordata, Actinopteri, Cyprinodontiformes, Poeciliidae. The transcript has 5 exons. The record is from RefSeq and is a predicted model, not a curated record.
AACGGAGAAGAAGAAUCAGCGUGACAGGUCUCGCGAUCCUUCUGAUCUUUUGAGUGCCAGACACAAACCAGAGCAGACAGACAAGCAGACGCUAGAGGACUGAAGGCUAUCAUGGACCCGAACACGACAAUUCUGCGAGUGAAAAGAAAAAGGGGGACAGACCCCGCAGAUGCUUUGUUGCUGGCGUGCAAGCGUAUCCGGCCCGAGUCGUCCCAGAGCUCGGGGGAGACGGUACCGGAGCCAGACGAAGCUGAGGUGGAGAACUCUGUGUUCAAACUCGUGGCGACUGUAGCGACCCAGGAUGCUCCGGUCCAGACCCAGGUCCGGCAGGCCCUGGCCCGGCCCCGCGCAGCCCAUGCCCUGCGCCCGUCCGCCUCCAGCUCCCAGCGGAUAAUGGGCGACCUGCGCAGCACCAAGUGGAGCACCCGCAGGGAGGAACGCUACAGAAUCCUGUCCAGCCACCGCACGGGGCUGCUGCGGCCCGCCGAGCAGGAGACCCCCCGGACUGAAGCCUCAGAGGAUGGAGAGGACAGCAGGACGGCCAAACGGUGCAGUCUGGGAGAAAUCCAGGUGGUGGAUCUGGUCCAGGAGGACGAGGAGGAUCCAGACAAACCACUGAGGAAGACGCUGCCUUCAGACCCAGAAGUGAUUCUGUGCAACAACACCAAGCUGCUGCGGGAGCGGCUGGCCGUCUCCGGGGAGAAGCCGGGGGCGGAGCACCGGGAGCACGACGACGACUACGUUUAUGACCUUUACUACCAGGAAACGGUCACACCAGGCUGGAUCCAGGACAUCCUGUCUGUCAGGGCCUAUGCUGACGACGGAGAACUGGUUCCAGAUCUGGUGGUCCAUGAAGAGGAGGUCUAUGAUGAUGAAGAUGACGAGAAUGAAGAAAGCAACUGGAGGAAUGACUACCCUGAUGAGGACAGUGGUUCAGACAGCGACAGGGAGCAGCGCUAUGGAGACUACUGGGAGGAGGAGCACUCCUACUGCAGGAGGAACUGGCAGCGCUACCAGAAAGACGUGUUGCAGGAGCUGGGCUGCAGCGGCGAAGACGAUGACGAAGACAAAUAUGAUUCUGACUGACUGCUGCACCGCAACUUUCCAGCUUCCUUUUCCUCAAGAUGCUUCGCUCUAUGAGCUUCUGUGUAGCAGAGAGUACGGAAUAAAGAAGAAGAAAAAAAAACUAUCAACAGUUUAGAUCUCCCAAUGUUGGUGUGGUGUGCCAAAGUACUGCAGCAUUAGUCCUGAUUCCAGAAAGCUUCCUGCAGGUCGGUCGUCUCUCUGCUACACAGGCUCAGGGAGGGAAGGCGUUUCCAGAAGGAACCAGAGCGUCUGUCUUUAUUUUUAAGCUGUGCUAGAGUGAAUCUGUAUGUGGGUGUUUGUUCCAUGUGAAUCGUUGCACAUUAGUGUGGUAUGCCUCGUACGCUU